AUGACGUUGCUAUGGAAACAGCUUCUACUAUUAUCAAUCAUCGACCGUCUGGCAGACUGUCUGGACAGUGGAUCAUAUCAUGGUCCAAGAUGGAGGAUGGAGCCAGGUGACUUGUUCAUUCCUGUCGACUCCAUAGAGGAAGAAGCUACUCUGACCUGUGACGCUAAGGGGACACCACCUCCACAGUACAGAUGGUCAUUGAAUGGGACUCACAUAAAUCUGGGCCUGGAUCGCCGGCGGCGUCUGUCUGGGGGCAACCUCAUUAUAAGCAGUCUGGACCGCCAGCAGGAUGUAGGGCUGUACCAGUGUAUGGCCUACAACACUGUAGGAGCUAUCCUCAGCAGGAGAGCAAGUCUGCAGUUUGCCUACUUAGAUCAUUUCAAAGUCCAUACCAGAAGCGCGGUGUCAGUCCGAGAGGGACAAGGAGUGGUGUUACUUUGUGGAACGCCUACUUCCUCAGGAGACCUUACUUAUGCAUGGGUCUUCAAUGAGUACCCGUACUUUGUUCAGCAAGACAAUCGGCGUUUCGUCUCCCAGCAGACGGGAAACCUUUACAUCGCCAAGGUGGAGCCCUCCGAUGUGGGUAACUACACUUGUGUGGUGAUGAACAGCAUCACAAAGGGCAAAGUUCACAGCUCACCUACGUCUUUGAUCCUCAGGACAGAUGGAGUGAUGGGUGAAUACGAGCCGAAAAUAGAAGUUAAUUUCCCAGACAAUGUACCCGCCGCAAAAGGAUCAACAGUUACGCUGGAGUGUUUCGCCCUUGGGAACCCGGUCCCGGAGAUCACCUGGAAGAGAGCUAACGGCGUUCCCUUCCCCAGCAAAGUCAAAAUGAAGUACUCGAAAGCCGUGCUGGAGCUCCCCAGCUUCCAGCAGGACGACACGGGAGGGUACGAGUGCGUGGCUGAGAACAAGAUGGGGAAGAACACGGCCGCCGGUCGACUGGCCUUCUAUGCCAAGCCUCAGUGGAUCCAGACCAUGAAGGACACGGCCCUGGCCAUAGAGGAGAGGCUGUACUGGGAGUGUCGAGCCAAUGGCAAGCCCAAACCCUCCUACACGUGGCUGAAGAACGGCCAGCCGCUCCUCUCAGAGGACAGGGUCCAUGUGGAGGAUGGAGUCCUGUCGGUGUCAGCGCUGACACUAUCUGAUGCCGGCAUGUACCAAUGCGUGGCUGAGAAUAAACACGGCGUCAUAUAUUUUGCUGCUGAACUAAUGGUUUUAGCCUCUCCUCCAGACUUCACAGGGAACGUCCUCAGAGCUUUGCUCAAAGCCAAGGCAGGAACUACAGUGACUUUGGAGUGUAAACCCCAGGCCUAUCCCAUCGCCAGCAUUUUAUGGAAGAAAGGAAACCUGCCUGUCCACACCAAUGACAGGAUCACACUUUCCCCAGAUGGAACGCUGAGGCUCGCCAACGUGAGCAAGUCCGAUGCAGGCAGCUACACGUGCUUCGCUAGGAAUAGAUUUGGCAUGUCGAGUACAACAGGAAGGCUCCUUGUUACCGAUCCAACCAGAAUCAUCCAGGGGCCAGUGGACAUGGAGAUCAUUGUGGGCGAGAGCAUCGUGUUACCGUGUCAGGUCACCAGCGAUCCCGUCCUUGACGUUUCUUUCUCCUGGGCCUUCAACGGACAGCUCAUCGCCAAGGGAGACGGUCACUUUGAGCUAGUGGGUGGGAGAACAGCAGGAGAUCUGAUGAUAAGGAACAUUCAGCUUUACCAUGCCGGCAAAUAUAUCUGUGUGGUGGACACGGACGUGGAGAGCCUGUCAGCUGUGGCUGUAUUGAUUGUGAAAGGCCCCCCCAGCCCACCAGACUCCGUGACGGUGGAGGAGGUGACAGACAGUACAGCCCAGCUGACCUGGAGCCCCGGCAGAGACAACGGCAGCCCCAUCACCAAUUACCUCAUCCAGACCAGAACUCCCUUCACUGUGGGCUGGCAGAGGGUUAACACAGUCCCUGAGAUAAUAGAUGGGAACACACUGACAGCCACUGUGGUGGACCUCAAUGCCUGGGUGGAGUAUGAGUUUCGGGUUUUGGCCAGGAACAGCGUUGGGGUUGGAGAACCCAGCCCUGUGUCCGUCAAGACCAGGACUGAGGACGCAGUUCCUGAUGCGGCGCCAGGUGAUGUGGGUGGAGGAGGCGGGAGCAGAUCUGAACUGGUCAUCACAUGGGAGCCUGUCCCCGAAGAACUACAGAAUGGUGAGAGCUUUGGUUACAUCAUUGCUUUCCGCGCCUUCGGAGAAGUUAGCUGGACUCACGUGGCCACCUCUGCCCCCGGUGCAUCACGCUAUGUGUACCGCAACGACAGCAUCGCGCCCUUCUCUCCAUUCCAUGUCAAAGUUGGCACUUACAACAGCAAAGGGCAGGGUCCUUUCAGCCCCGUGGUCACCAUCUACUCUGCAGAGAUCGAGCCAAGUGGGAUGCCAGCAGGGGUUUGGGCCAGAAGUGUCUCAGCCUCUGAGAUUGAGGUGAAUUGGCAGGCUCUCUCCUUCACCCCUGAAAGGGUUCUGGGCUACGAGGUGGUUUACUGGGAAGACGACACUAAACCAGAGACCAUGGGGAAGGUUAGGGUGCCUUGGAACCAAACCUCGGUCACGGUGAGCGGCCUGGCGGGAAACACGCAGUAUUUCCUAACAGUCAGCGCCUUCAACACAGCGGGCACCGGCCCCUUCCUCCCUGCAAUCAAUGUUACCACAAAAAAGCCACCACCAGCCCAACCUCCGCUCAAUGUUGAAUGGACCCUAAUUGGCUCUCAACUGUCUCUUUACUGGGAGCCUGUGGUGGCAAUGGAAUCAGAGUCUGAAGUUACAGGCUACCAACUGUCAUACAGGAGACAGAGACACAAAGACGUAAACACACUCACAACAGCCAAUUCAACAGCGGAGCUGACCCUCCCCGACGACGACGACGACUACAUCAUCCACAUUCAGACGCUGAGUGAAGGAGGGCUGGGCCCGGCCUCGGAUCCCAUACGAAUCCACCAAUUAAGUAUGAGUGCCCGUGGCUCGAGAGCCUGGAGUGUGGACAUCUCCCCCCUCUCCCUGCUCCUCGCCAUUGCAAUAUCAACAUUGAGGUCAACGUCGUGA
This is a messenger RNA of Seriola dumerili (greater amberjack), 3081 nucleotides long. RefSeq names its product contactin-3-like (gene cntn3a.2). Gene Ontology annotation, molecular function: cell-cell adhesion mediator activity. The record is from RefSeq and is a predicted model, not a curated record. The coding region runs from base 1 to 3081 and encodes 1026 amino acids. NCBI's taxonomy places the organism in Eukaryota, Metazoa, Chordata, Actinopteri, Carangiformes, Carangidae. Gene Ontology annotation, biological process: cell-cell adhesion; brain development. The transcript is spliced from 22 exons.